AGCUUCAGGGUUGCUAAGGGGAAUUCUGCAGGUCACGCCACCUUCCUUGAGGCGAAAGAGCCGCCUGGGCGUGCCUCCUUUAUAGCUGCAAAGGGGCGUUCACGCGGCGCAGCUCGCAGGCGAGGCUUGUUCGACGAGAGCCGCGCUGCAUCUCUCCGGCGAAGGCAUUCAGGUCCGGAGCGCCUGGGCUUGCCGCGCGCGAGCGGCGUCGUCUCAGGUGGUCCCCAUCGGGUCCCAGAUUUUGGGUGAAGACCAUUUCCCUCUCUACCAUAGAACGGGACCAUAGAACAAAACCAUGAGAAGUUACACAGUGAAUCAAGUGUCCAAAACUGAACCUCCAGGUAAUGCCUAUGACAACCCUACUUUCCAUUUGGAUGAAGAACCUGCAACAAAUGGCCAUUUAAAGAAGAAGAAGAAGAAGAAAGAAAAGAAAAAUGAGAAGCCAGAGAAGAAAGGGGAGGCAGUUGGCUUUUUCGAGCUGUUUCAUUUUGCAGAUGGGCUAGAUAUUAUUUUAAUGAUAGUGGGGUUAAUCGCAGCUGCUGCAGCUGGAACCGGACAGCCAAUUUUAAUCAUCGUCUUCGGCCAGAUGACAAACAGCUUUGUGAUGACCAGCCACAAUAAUGUUUCAGAAGCUGCACUAGCUAAUAUCUCAGGAUGUCCACCUUCAAAUAUAGAAAACCAAAUGGCCACGCAUGCUUACUACUUUGUUGGUAUUGGCUUUGGGGUAUUGCUCUGCAGCCUGAUUCAGGUGUGGACCUUUGUGACCAGUUCUGCAAGACAAACAGCAAGGAUACGCGAGAAGUUCUUUUUUGCUGUACUUCACCAAGAAAUGGCCUGGUUUGAUACCAACCAGAUUGGCACACUGAACACGAGAUUAACAGACGAUAUUAACACCAUUCACGAAGGAAUUGGAGACAAGCUCAGCAUAUUAAUGCAGAAUUUAAGCACGUUUGUGACGGGCAUUAUCAUAGGAUUUGUGCAUGGAUGGAAGCUGACCCUGGUUAUCUUGUCUGUUAGCCCGCUUCUCGUUGUAUCUGGGGGUUUGUGGUCAUACCUCCUGUCAAUGUUGACUACUAAAGAACUGUCAGCCUAUGCUAAGGCAGGUGCUGUGGCAGAAGAAAUCUUGUCGGCCAUCAGGACUGUUGUUGCUUUUAAUGGGCAGGCGAAAGCUAGAGCCAGGUAUGAUGCAAACCUAGAGGACGCUCAGGUUGUUGGAAUGAAAAAGACCAUCACCACCAAUAUGUCAAUGGGUGUCUCCCAGUUUUUAAUAUAUGGAUGCUACGCACUUGCCUUUUGGUAUGGAACGAAGCUCACAGUGGAUGAGAAAGAAAACUACGACAUCGGGAAAGUAUUAAUUGUGUUCUUUUCUGUGAUUGUUGGUGCAUUUUCCAUUGGACAAGCUGCCCCAAAUUUGGAAAGUGUGGCCAAUGCUCGAGGAGCAGCCUAUGAAGUCUUCAGAAUUAUCAGGAAGCCCCGCCCCAUAGAUAGCAGUUCCAGUGAGGGGUUCAAGCCAGACAAACUGCGAGGAGAGAUUGAAUUCAAAAACAUCAGUUUCAGCUAUCCCUCAAGGCCUGAUACUCAAAUUCUCAAAGGUCUGAGCUUAAAAAUCCAGCCUGGGAAAACUAUUGCUCUUGUUGGUUCCAGUGGUUGUGGGAAAAGUACUACAAUUCAACUAUUGCAGAGAUUCUACGAUCCCGCUGAAGGAGAGAUAACCAUAGAUGGACAUGAUAUCCGGACGCUUAAUCUCAAGUGGAUGAGAGAAAAUAUUGGCAUUGUAAGCCAGGAACCAGUAUUGUUUGCUACUACAAUAGCAGGCAACAUCCGCUACGGCAGAGAGGAUGUUACGGAUGCUGAGAUUGAGCAAGCAGCGAAAGAAGCUAAUGCUUAUGAUUUCAUAUCCAAACUUCCUGAUAAAUUUGACACCAUGGUUGGGGAAAGGGGAGCUCAGCUGAGUGGAGGGCAGAAACAGCGUAUAGCAAUUGCUCGUGCCCUAGCCAGGAACCCCAAGAUCCUGUUGCUGGAUGAAGCUACCUCUGCUCUGGAUAAUCAAAGCGAAUCCAUAGUGCAAGCAGCACUUGAUAAGGCCAGAACUGGGCGAACCACGAUCGUGAUUGCUCACAGACUCUCCACCAUCAGGACAGCCGACAUUAUUGCUGGCUUUGAGAAAGGUGUCGUGGUUGAACAAGGGACCCAUGACAAGCUCAUGGCACAUAAGGGAGUCUACUAUGCACUUGUAAUGCAGCAGUGCUAUGGUGGAGAUGAUCAAAGCGAUGAAACAGUAGAAGAAACAGAUUUUGAGACUGAGGAAGAUGACGACGACUCUGAGGAUGAUUAUCUAAAUGAGGUGGAGGCCAGUGUCUUGGAAAAUCCUGUUGAUGGCACAGAAAUAGCUCAGGGAGGAAGCAUCAGUAAACGCAGCCUCAGUAGGGCUUCUACGAAAAGAUACUCUGACAGGAAGAAGAGGAAGAGGAGGAGGAAGAAGAAAGCAAAGAAGAAGAAAAUGGAAGAGAAGCUCCCUGAGGUGCCUUAUUCUAGAAUUCUAGCCCUGAAUAAGCCUGAAUUCUGCUCUAUAGUGUUUGGAAUCAUUGCUGCUGCCAUUGGAGGUGGCGUCACUCCUGCAUUUGCUGUUCUGUUUGGUAAAAUAAUUGGUGCUUUCCAAGAAACAGACCCUGACAAGAAAAGCCAAAAAACGGUGUUGUUUUCUCUUAUGUUUCUUUUGUUGGGAGUGAUCAGCUUAAUAGCAUAUAUUGUCCAGGGAUUCAUGUUUGGGAGGUCUGGGGAAGCUCUGACUAUGCGGUUGCGAUCACUUUCAUUCAAAGCAUUGCUUCAACAGGAAAUUGGAUGGUUUGAUGACCAUAACAACGGCAUCGGAGUUUUGCUAACCCGACUUGCAACAGAUGCUUCUCAAGUCAAAGGAGCUACUGGAAGUCGGCUGGCCUUAUUAACCUCAACGAUCUUUACACUCUUGACAGCUAUUAUUAUUGCUUUUGUGCAUGGCUGGCAAUUAACAUUGCUCAUCCUGGCCUGCAUUCCUUUCGUUAUGGUUGCCCAUAUUAUACGACUGAAAUCAGUGACCGGCCAUGCGUCGAAGGAUCAAAAAGCCCUCGAGGAAGCUGGAAGAAUUUCAACAGAAGCUGUGGAAAAUAUAAGAACUGUGGUUUCAUUAACAAGAGAAGACAAAUUUUUUGAGAGAUAUAUUUCAAGCGUAGAUGGUCCAUACAGGGACUCUCUGAAGAAGGCUCCCAUUCAUGGAGUUACAUAUGGAAUAGCCCAGUGUUUCAACUUUUUUAUAAAUGCUGCUGUCUUCAGAUUCGGAGCAUGGCUUAUUGCCCGUUGUUUAAUGGACUUCGAGCAACUUUUUAUAGUCUUCGCUUCUGUGAUUUUUGCUGCUAUGAACGUUGCUCAGUCCAGUUCUCUUGCACCAGAUUUUGGCAAAUCAAGGGUUUCUGCACAAAGAAUUUUUCAACUUUUGGAUCGGAAGCCAGUGAUUGAUAGCUAUAGUGAAGAAGGUGAAAAAUUGGUGAAAUUUGAUGGCAACAUUGAAUUCAGAGACAUCCAUUUUGAAUAUCCAACUAGAGUGGAAGUUCAAGUUUUGCAAGGACUCUGUUUAAAGGUUAACAAGGGGCAAACUCUGGCAUUAGUGGGGAGCAGUGGUUGUGGCAAAAGCACCUCCAUCCAGCUUCUGGAGAGAUUCUAUGACCCAGGAUCAGGACAAGUGCUUGCAGAUGGCGUGGACACCAAAUCUCUACAUAUUCAGUGGCUAAGAUCCAGACUUGGUCUUGUGCAACAGGAGCCUAUUCUCUUUGAUUGCAGUAUCACAGAGAACAUCCAGUAUGGGGACAACAGCCGAGUUGUCAGUCAGGAAGAAGUUGAAGAAGCAGCUAAAGCAGCUAAUAUCCACAACUUCAUAGAAAAUCUCCCCGAGAAAUAUAAUACUCGAGUAGGUGACAAAGGAGCACAGCUUUCAGGAGGACAGAAACAAAGGAUAGCCAUUGCCCGUGCCCUUGUCCGAAAACCAGCCGUUCUUCUUCUGGAUGAAGCCACAUCAGCUCUUGACACAGAAAGUGAAAAGAUUGUCCAGAAGGCCUUGGAUGAAGCUAGAAAGGGCCGGACCUGCAUCGUCAUUGCUCAUCGGUUGUCCACGAUCCAGAAUUCUGACAUCAUAGCAGUCAUCCAGAAUGGCAAAGUAGUGGAACAGGGAACUCACAGCCAGCUGCUGGCCAUGGGUGGAUUCUAUCAUGCCCUUGUCAAUGCACAAGUAGCUCAUUAGCCCUGGCUGCAAAUUCUGUGGAUAAAAAAACAAACCUCAAUUUAUGCCUAAGGCAGCGUUGUACUUGAGUCUGUCAAAGAACAGUCCCCUGUACCAUAUGACAAAACCACAUUUGAAAAUGAAGGGGUUGUGUAAUAUAAGGAAGAGGGGAGAAUCUCCUGUUCCGAGAAGUGGGAAGUCAAGUCGUCCUUUGGCAUGUUUAUGCCCUUCAGCACCCCUGAAAUAGUCCUUUGGGUCCCAGUCAAGGUUUAACUGUGCCUUGUUUCUUAUCACCAUCACCAGGUAAUGCUCAGGAGCCUGUCAAUGUGGGAUGUAGGCCUGCUGCGCAUCUUCAUGAGAAAAGAAAGAGAUUUAUUUAUAUUUUACUUUGCUACAGAAUGUUUUUGUAUCAUGGUGUUGAUUUUACUUUUGUAAUAGUAAUAAAAAAAAACCUGUGAAAUCCCAGUAAGAACUAAUAGAAUUUACUGGUAAGGUUGGAACCGACUUGAAAGCCGUCAGACCCAAUGUCAUGCCCCAGGGCAAAAGAUUUAACUUCCACAAGAUGCCAGAAGCAGAGAAGUAGUGCUAAUGUGGUGGAAGGAGCUAAAAGUCCCUGCAGAACGUUCCUUUUCUGAUUAACCAAGUGAGCCCAUUCAUAAAUUUCAGGGAAAUACAUAUAUAUUUUAAAGCUAUUUUCCAAACACUAUUUAUAUCCAGCAUACAAGUUUUUCCUCACCCCAUUUUAUCUGCACAGCAAUCCUGAGAGAAAGAGCAGCUGGGCUCACAGUCGUCCACUGAGCUUCAUAGCUGUGUGGGAUUUAAACCGAGGGCCUUCUCAAUCCUAGUUGGCUUCACCAUGCUAACUUUUUCUGUAGGGUCAGUAUCAGCACUGCAUGAAGGAAACUUGAAAUUCACAUUUAGCAACACUGCAAAGUCGACAUUUACUGCAGUUUACAGAUCUUCACUAUGCAAGUGACAGCUUAGAAAUAUAUAUAUAUACUUUUAAAAAAAUUAUUGUCAUCUUUGCCCCACACGUCAUGGGGAUAAAAUACGAUAACACAAAACAGUUCCUGCCAAUUUUUUAAAAUUAUCUUUUCAACUAGCCCAAACACAAAUAGGGCAUGUCCUCUUCUUUCUUACACAUGGGAUUUUAAACAGCCCAGGAAGUACAAAAGCUUUUUAAUUCAAUGGCACUAAAGGAAGUGCCAUCUGUGGUUGGCUGUCAACAGUGGUUGCCACACUGGUUUCAACAAAUGAAGAUGCAAGGUAGGUAGAUGAGGGAAUGGUCUCUCUGUGUAUAGUUGCAAGUUGCUUCCCAAUUUCUCCUGAUGGGAGGAAUUCCUGUGUAACUGAAUUUUUGCUUAGCCUUAAACUUGGCAAAGGCAUAGAGAAAUGUGUUUGGGUUGCCACUAUUUAUUUUUGCCUUCACUGUUUUCUGGAGUCUAAUAUUACAGGAGUUAACAUGGGAAACUUCCUUGCACCAAAUCAGACCGUUGAUCCACUUAUCUCAGCAUUGUACAUACUGACUGGCAAUGGCUCUUUUCCAGCCCUGCCUGGAAAACUUGGGGAUUGAGCCUGGGACCUUUUGCCAGCAGAGAACGUCUUCUGCCACUGAGCUUUGGGUCUUGCU
This is a messenger RNA of Zootoca vivipara (common lizard), 5879 nucleotides long. RefSeq names its product ATP binding cassette subfamily B member 5 (gene ABCB5). The record is from RefSeq and is a predicted model, not a curated record. Gene Ontology annotation, cellular component: mitochondrial inner membrane. Gene Ontology annotation, molecular function: ABC-type oligopeptide transporter activity; ATP hydrolysis activity; ATP binding. NCBI's taxonomy places the organism in Eukaryota, Metazoa, Chordata, Lepidosauria, Squamata, Lacertidae. Gene Ontology annotation, biological process: oligopeptide export from mitochondrion.